Messenger RNA from Prunus mume (Japanese apricot), 864 nucleotides. The record is from RefSeq and is a predicted model, not a curated record. NCBI's taxonomy places the organism in Eukaryota, Viridiplantae, Streptophyta, Magnoliopsida, Rosales, Rosaceae.
AUGAAUCAGAUGAGUGGAUCAGUUGCAAGUAGUUUCCACUUCUCUGGUGGGGCUGGUUAUCUUGUUAAUUUCAGCAAACACGUCUUAGGUUUUGUUUUCCAUUUUGUGGCCUAUGUGGUUGAAAGGUAUUCAGUUGAGAAAAUUCCGCUCUAUGAUUCUGCAGAGGAUGAGCCUUCCUCGAGGCUCUUCAAGACUGUCAACUCCUCAAGUUCUGAAUUUGAUGUUGAUGGGAUGAUGAUCAAUGUCAAUGUGGAUUCUGGACAUCAGUUGAUGUCUACUGCUCUUGUUGUGCAAUCACUUGAUUCUGUUCCAAUGGAGGGUGUAGUUAUGGGGGUAAAAACAGAAGUGAGUGAGGAGAGGAAACUUUAUUCACAAGAAAAUCAACCACCUUUUGCAAGAAAGAAUGCAAUGAUAUCUCGUAUCCGCAGUAAUACUGCAUGUCGUAACUAUCACAUUGGAUCAGGAUCCAUGCCAAACAAAAGAUCAAAGCAAUACUCUAAUGGAAAGGUGAAACAUGGUGCACAAAAUCAAGUUGACGCCAAGUCUUUUGCUUCGCUUUUAGCAUCAAGGGAAGCACAAGAGGAAAUUUUAAAAUAUGAGUGUAUGAAAAAUGAUGCUGCCACUCAUCUUGAAUCUUUAUACAAUGAGAUACGGCCUGCCAUUGAAGAACAUGAAAGGGACAGCCAAGACAGCGUGGCUACCAGUGUAGCUGAGAAGUGGAUUGAAGCCUGCUGCUUGAAACUGAAGGCAGAAUUCGACCUUUAUUCUUCCAUUGUUAAAAGCAUUGCCUGCACUCCACGAAGGGGCCAAGCUGAACAUUAUGAUGGCAACAAUGAGAAUGAAAUCAAGUACCUGCAGAACUGA